UGGUCCGUCUCUGCAAAGAUUCCAUUUCCUCCCGAGCAUCCAAUGGUUCUCUCCCUUGUUGUUUCUUCUCCACUAAUCCACCUUCUAUCUCCGCUUCGAAGAAACCGAGAGGUGGGUCUGCCUGUCUUCUAGCACCUCGUCGUCGGCGUGCCCGAAGGGAGUAAGUUCGUGGUUUCUCCGGCCGCCCUCCAGCGGCGGCAAUCCCUGCUCAGAUGCCGGUCGUUGAUAUCACCCCGAUCUGCCUUGUCCAUUUCCAGCGAUCGGCACCGGUUAUUCUUGGGACAUUUGUGGCAUCCACCUCCGUCCUCUGACGGCCUGGCCCUAGGAGGGAAAACCCUGCCCCCUAUUCCAUUUGCGUUUAAUCCAAACAUAGGAUGUCAACGUGAAUUUAUGCGAUUAUUCCUAAUUUUGCGUCCUCAAUGCCUUCAACUCUCGCUGAGACCGCCUAACUUGGUUGGUUUCCGUGAAUGUGUCUUGGAUCGGUAUUAGGAAGAUUCAAUUCAACUUUAUGUACUGCAUAAGUCUGCUUAGAACCCAGAUCCAUUUGUACGGUACGGCCUAAGUCCCAAUAUUCUGUUGAUAUCCAUUGGGGUUUGGAAGUUGGCAGAUAAAUCCCGGCUUUGCUUCCCACGCCGCAAUUGUUCUUUUCUUUUGUUGGUACUGCAUGUGUUGGGAUAGCGUCUCCAUCACUGACCUAAUAGAUAUGGGUUGCUGUGGUUGCUUUGGAUUUUUGAGAAAGCGCCAUCGAUCCCUAAUGCCUCUCAGAGGCUCUGGUGCCCCCUUGUCCCAGGAGUUCCUUCUGCCAGAAAAUAUGGAUGAUGCUGAUGGUAUCUUCUACAACGGAGACUAUGCAAACACUCUAGAUGGAAGUGACACUGAUUUGCAGCGGCCAUCGAAACGUUCUGAAGAAAUUAUCUCGGAUAGAGCUAAAAAGGGAUUGAUAUGUAGGGAAGUCCCGGUUAAAGAAACUAGGAAGGUUAUUGUUUCUGAGGAUAAUAGUGGAAAUAAGAUGGUUAAUGAAUACAUCCGGGAAUGUAAGAUUGGUUCUGGUAGCUAUGGCAAAGUGGUCCUGUACCGAAGCAUCAAGGACGGAAAGCAAUAUGCAAUUAAGAUUUUCCAUAAAUCACAUUUGUUAAAGUUGCGUGUGGCUCCUUCUGAAACUGCAAUGACUGAUGUUUUUCGGGAGGUAGCGAUCAUGAAAAUGUUGGACCAUCCAAAUAUAGUUAAUCUCAUUGAGGUCAUUGAUGACCCAGACACAGAUCACUUCUAUAUGGUACUGGAAUAUGUUGAAGGCAAGUGGGUAUUCGAGGGUUCUGGUGCAGGUAAUAAUUUAGGAGAAAGUACCACUAGAAGAUACUUGCGAGACAUAGUUGCUGGCCUCAUGUAUCUCCAUUCUCAUAAUGUCGUCCAUGGAGAUAUUAAACCUGAUAACCUUUUGGUGACAAGAAACAACAACGUAAAGAUAGGGGACUUCAGUGUUAGCCAGGUCUUUGAGGAUGAUAAUGAUGUGCUCUGGAGAUCCCCAGGAACCCCUGUUUUCACUGCACCUGAAUGCUGUCUAGGUUUAACCUACCGUGGUAAGCCUGCCGACACAUGGGCCCUAGGUGUCACUUUGUAUUGCAUGAUAUUCGGGCAAUAUCCUUUUCUGGGGGAUACACUUCAGGACACAUACGACAAGAUUGUCAACAGCCCACUGAUCAUUCCUGAUGAAAUAAAUCCACAACUGAGAAGUUUGCUAGAAGGGCUUCUCUGCAAAGAUCCCCAGAACCGGUUUACCUUGCGUGUUGUAUCGGAGCAUCCUUGGGUCGUUGGCGAUGAGGGUCCGAUCCCGGAGUACUUGUGUAAGUGCAGGCGAAAGUCUUCUGCGUGAAAAAUAUGGCUGGAGCAUAUCUUGUCUUGGCUUGUGAGUUUGCUUGUGAAGCCUGUACAGAUGAUGGUAGUUGAAAUAUGAGACUUUGGUGGCUAUAAAUAUAAUGAAGAGCAUCAACCAAAA
Molecule: messenger RNA, 1993 nt
Organism: Musa acuminata subsp. malaccensis (wild Malaysian banana)
Lineage: Eukaryota; Viridiplantae; Streptophyta; Magnoliopsida; Zingiberales; Musaceae
Product: serine/threonine-protein kinase GRIK2
Biological process (GO): protein phosphorylation; intracellular signal transduction
Cellular component (GO): cytoplasm
Molecular function (GO): protein serine/threonine kinase activity; ATP binding
Source: RefSeq, a predicted model, not a curated record